AAAAGAAAACCCGCCACCAACAUUCUUGGCGCGUCCAGAAAGGCCAAAAUCCACUGACCAAAAAAUUAUAAUAAAAAAACCGAAAUUUCUGGUAAAUUGUCUAGAAUCUUCUAGAAGCCAAUGGCUGAGACCACCAGCACCGAGAAAUCCAUUGGCACAGUUAAAUGGUUCAGUGCCCGAAGAGGUUUCGGUUUCAUAACCCCCGAUGACGGCGGCGAUGAUCUUUUCGUCCAUCAAACUUCUAUUCUUUCCCAAGGCUUUCGCACCCUCUCUGAUGACCAGCCUGUUGAAUUCUCCCUCGAUUUAGGCGAAGAUAGUCGUGCUAAGGCCGUCGAUGUGACUCCUCUUUCCCGAUCUCGCCGGGGUAGUGUAAGAGGUAGAGGUGGUAGGGGCGGUUACAGGAGAGGCGGUUAUGGUGGUGGUGGUGCGUGUUAUAAUUGUGGGAAGACGGGGCAUUUAGCGAGGGAUUGUUAUCAAGAUGGUGGUGGGAGCACGAUAUACAGUGGUGGCCGUGGAGAUGAUGAUGGAAGUAAAAGAUACGGCCGCGGCGGUGGUGGAAGUGGUCGGGGAGAAGGACGAGCUGGAGGACAAUGUUUUAGUUGUGGAGAAGAAGGUCAUCUUGCAAGGGAUUGCUCUAAAUAAAUUAUUCAAAAAAAAUGGAAGAUUCCUAUGGCUAGGAAUAUUGUGGCGUUGAUGCAAAUGGGGUUUAUCAGCAAAAGAAGAAGAAAUCGGAAAGUUCACUAUUUUCCGAUUAGAUUCCUCUGUUACUACUUGUUUGAGCGCCGAUGAAUUCAGUUUUGCUGACCAUGUAACUGAACCAUUUAAAGUAGGAAAGAAAUACUGAGAGGACAUAAUCUGAUGAGUUGCUGACUUCACACAGUAUGUAUUCAAUUAAUGUGUGUGUAUAAUUACAUGCACACACUGGCACAUAAACAUAUUGAAGAUAGGACUACCAGUAAUAGUAUUUGCCAUGACAUGGUACAUGACGAAUUAUUGUCAUAGCCUUAUGCUGCAACUUGAGGAUUUGGUAUCCUUUUCUUUAUAAUCACUUUUUCCUCUUCACAUUUUGAAUACUAACCAUCGGUUGAAUAUUCUCUGAAUCGAAGUGGUUGCUUUGAAUAACAACAGUCUAGAGAAUGUUACAGUAGGGCAGAAUGCAUAAUCUAUGCGCUCUCCGAUGCCAUGAUUUGUGUCCUGAGGUCUUUGUUUCAAUCAUGUUAUGCUAAGAUUAAAAUUGAGAUUGUUUAAUCAGAAUUGCAGGACCUAAUGUGUGUAUGUGAGACAUGAAAUGAAACAUCCUAUUGGGAAUUACACGUCAAAAGCUUAAAGUUUCUUGAGAGUUCGAACACAGGCAGUCCAAUGGUGUUUGUACAUAAGUUAUUCAAGGGCCAUGGCACAGGCACGAGACAUAUUGCGUAUAUGAGUUGAAACCCAAAUUGGCACUAGUUUGCUGUUGAUUAUGUCAAUGCAAUAGCAACAAGUUGUCAGUUGAGGUGAUAGCAGCCUUGCCCCAACAAAGGUGAGAACACAAAUCUGAACCCGGAAAACACAAAUUUGGGUUUACACCAAAAAGACCAUGUGAAAGCAGUUUUGGGAUCUAGAAAUAACUGUUUUUGUUAUUUCUAUAACCAGACUGCAGCUAUAUAAGUGGACCAUAGGCAAUCAAUUGGCAAAUAUUAGUUAAUAUGGAGAAAACGACUAUGCGGCCUUCCCCUUCAGUCUACCUUCUACCUGUUUUCCACUAGAGGAAUUUAGAUUAGCCCCUACAAAGCAGUAGGACAAAGACCCAUCAUGAAGAAGCACAACAUAGUUUUAUUUCAGUGUAGAAAGAAACUUCUCCAUGACUGGACCCAAUACUAUGACUCGCUGAGCCAUUGACAUUGCCAUUCUACGAGUAGUCACCUUUUCUUUUUUGGGGGGACUGAUCUGAUGACCCCUUUCGGCUUUGGAUUCAGUGUACAUAAAAACUAAGUCAAAACAACAGCAUGAGUCAAUUUAGGAUUCUUAAAUGAAGGGUAAAGUUCUCCAAUUUUGCAUUCCUCACUCAAUAAACUUGAAUUCUGAACUCUUUUACCACUCGAUCAAA
Messenger RNA from Gossypium arboreum, 2086 nucleotides. Its product is annotated as cold shock protein 2-like. Gene Ontology annotation, molecular function: nucleic acid binding; zinc ion binding. The transcript has 3 exons. The record is from RefSeq and is a predicted model, not a curated record. Lineage: Eukaryota; Viridiplantae; Streptophyta; Magnoliopsida; Malvales; Malvaceae. The coding region runs from base 121 to 642 and encodes 173 amino acids.